Echinops telfairi (small Madagascar hedgehog) is the source of this 972-nucleotide messenger RNA. It is a transcript of the gene COQ7, whose product is annotated as coenzyme Q7, hydroxylase. The record is from RefSeq and is a predicted model, not a curated record. NCBI's taxonomy places the organism in Eukaryota, Metazoa, Chordata, Mammalia, Afrosoricida, Tenrecidae. Gene Ontology annotation, biological process: ubiquinone biosynthetic process; determination of adult lifespan; regulation of reactive oxygen species metabolic process. Gene Ontology annotation, molecular function: 3-demethoxyubiquinol 3-hydroxylase activity. The coding region runs from base 5 to 664 and encodes 219 amino acids. Gene Ontology annotation, cellular component: mitochondrial inner membrane; nucleus. The transcript has 6 exons.
GGCGAUGACCUGCGCCGGGGCCGGGGCGGCGGCGGCCCAACCUCUGUGGCGGCUGCGCACCAGUGCCCGGCGGCCCCUCUCAGUUUUCGGAAGGAAGCUUGGCGCCAGGUGUUGCAGUUCGGGAAUGACCUUAGACACCAUCAACCGGGCGACUGUGGAUCGAAUAAUUCGGGUGGAUCACGCAGGUGAAUAUGGCGCCAACCGCAUCUAUGCAGGGCAGAUGGCGGUCCUGGGCCGGACCAGCGUUGGACCAGUCAUCCAGAAAAUGUGGGAUCAGGAGAAGGAGCAUCUGAGGAAGUUCAGUGAGCUGAUGGUGGCACUCAGGGUCCGGCCGACGGCUCUCAUGCCCUUUUGGAACGUGAUGGGGUUUGCCCUGGGAGCGGGGACCGCCUUGCUGGGGAGGGAAGGCGCGAUGGCGUGCACCGUGGCUGUGGAAGAGUCAAUUUCACAUCACUACAACAACCAGAUCCGGACGCUGAUGGAGGAGGGGCCUGAAAAGUACGAGGAGCUCCUUCAGGUCAUAAAGAAGUUCCGGGAUGAAGAACUUGAGCACCACGACACAGGCCUUGAGCAUGAUGCCGAGCUGGCACCCGCGUACACCCUUUUGAAGAGGGCGAUCCAGGCCGGAUGCAGUGCGGCGAUCUAUUUGUCAGAAAGAUUUUAAAUCGUGCCACUCGUCCCCAUCUAGAAGAGACAGUUGUCAUUUUACAGGUGAUUAUUUUUUCCAGAAAAGAAAAUGAAUAAUUAUUGUUAUGUAAGCCUUCUUACCCAACUGUGAACAUCCUCCCUCUCCCCCUUUAAUGAAAAUCCCCCAUGCUAACUUUUCUCUGGGCUGCUCUUAAGCUGAAAGGACAAUGUGUUCAGCAAACACAUUCAACUGAUGGCAAAUGAAGGCUUCUUUAUUUGAUCUCACAGCUCGGUUCUCCUGAUGCCUCCAAAAUGAAUCGUUAAUAAAGUCACAGAUCUCGAGGA